This is a messenger RNA of Cyanistes caeruleus (blue tit), 8150 nucleotides long. NCBI's taxonomy places the organism in Eukaryota, Metazoa, Chordata, Aves, Passeriformes, Paridae. The record is from RefSeq and is a predicted model, not a curated record.
AGUCAGAGACCAAAUAGCAGUGAUUUUUCUUUCCAUUGCUGCACUUCAUGAUGAAGUGAUUGUGUGGGUGAAGGACACACUGGUAGUUGUGUGUGUCUGAGCUAUGAUAAUAAUUUGUAGUUGUUUGCUCCUUUUCUCUCUCUCUUUCUGUAAGUGGUGAUUAGAGUGCUUAUGAAAUAACUAGCAUAGUGCAAAUAUUUUUCUGAACAAAAAGGUCGAGAGUUCAAAAACUAAUGAAGGAUCAGAGUCCUCCUCUGUUGAGAGCUCUCUGUUGCUCAGCCUCAGAGUAAGCAGACUAUGCCAUGAUUUAUGGCAUUUUCUUACUGGCUACAAACUGCCCCAGAAAUAAUGGAGUAACGAUAAAAAUAAAGACUUGUAGCACGAGUUUCACUUGGCUGUACUGUAGCAUGUCUAGAAGUGAACUGUUCUCUAAAUGUUACAGAUAAAGAAUGGCUUUUAUGGUUAUGUGAUUCUGUAGUGCUGUGCAAUUAAACAGCCUGACUGUGGCUGGUUGUGCACCAAGGGCAAUAGCUCUAAGUCAUCAUUAGCUGACCUUAAUUAGUAAUGUACAUGCAGGUGGUUUUUGUCUAUGUGAACUCCGCCUUCCUUGCGCUUUCAGGCAAACGUGAAUGUGUUCUGACAGAACAAGAGUAACUUUCUGUCAAAGCAGGGAUGUUUGGAUGUGCCCCCGUGGUGUUUCAUUGUACUCGAUUCCUCCUCAAGCAUUGGCAAUUUUUUGCUUGCUCCCUCAUCAGGCAGGAGCAGUGGGGAGGAAAAACUUUGGGGACAACACGCCCUGCAUAAGGAUGCAAUGAGCAUUUAAAUUUUAGCACACAAUUUAGAACCAUGAAGGCAAGAUUAAUGAUUUACUGGUUGCAGUCCUGCUCUGAGGACAUCCAGCUGAGCCCUUUACCAAAGACACUUUGUUUGAUGAAGUGGAGUUUAUUAAUUGGUUUAAAGACCUGUCCUUUUUCCAGGCCACCAGCCAAUUCAGUGCUUGGCAGAUGUGAGUGUUGUUACUUGGCCUUGACUUAUGUUUCAUCAGCGUUUUGUCUGUGGUGGAGGCUUGCAGUCUGCUCCUCUGCAGGAAUCCACUGCUCAUCCUUAGGGCUAAUUUCUUGCUUAAAACUGUAAUGCCUUUCCAGUGCUUCCUUAUACCCAGUCUCCAAGAGCCUAAGCCUGGGUUGAAGGAACUGAUGUAAAGAGAUUCCUGCCCAGGUCUGGCAGGCAUCCAGGUUUUUGCCCUGAUGGCAGCAGCAAGUGUACCUUUGCCAUCAGCACUGAGUUGCUACAGCUUUUCAUCAAAAAAAGAAUCGCGUCUCUCCCUCUUGAUUCUGUUUUUAGAAACAGCUACACCAUUCUUAGUAAAGUGCUGGGUUUUUUUGAUGGGAGAAGGAGGGGAAACCUUACCCCGAGCAGAUGCCCAGUAUGGAAAGUCUCUGUCCAUUUUAGAAAUGAUGCAUAAGCUGUAUAUGUCUUAUAGUAUGAAGCUGAAAGUAUUAUUCAAGCAGUCUUGUACUGCUGUGGGGCAUUCUGCUCUCUCUGAUUGAGAGGCUCUGUACACCAGAUGCUCUGAACAGCUCGUAGAGCUUAGAACUCCCUUCAAUCCCCAACCUGGGAGAGCAGUGGGGAUUCAUGGGCAGUUUAUCUGUUUCUACACAGAUUAUACAUGUAAAACAAAAUACACUGGAUUUGUGAACUGCUUGCAAAUUUGAGCUUUGUGUGAUUUGAGUUUGAUCUGAAUCAUGUUUGUUGUUUGUUCAUAGAUGGCUUGUGGGUGAUGUGCUGUGCAAGUGCCUCAAGUUUCUCUUGAAAGAUGUGUUCCCCAAAUCCAGCAAACUGGGUCACCUUUGAUGAUGAGCCUCUCUUCCAGUCACCUCAGAAACUGGCUGACAGUCAGAGUGGCUGCAAACCGAAUGGCCUUAAGCUCAACCUGUCCAGCGUUCAUGAGUCUUCAAGCAGGUCCUCCUCUACAGGCAGCACUCCACUCUCAUCUCCUGUAGUUGAUUUCUACCUAAGUCCCGGACCCCCCAGCAACUCUCCACUUACUACACCGACCAGAGACUACCCCUGCAUUUCAAAGUCUGGGAUUCACAUGCUUUAUCCCAUCCCUGAGUGGCCCUCAAACGCUAACCAUCCUCCAUCCGCUGGGAUUUGCUCAUCCCUGGCCUCGCAGAAACUGAGCAGCCUUCCUUUGAACCCCUCACCUAAUGACCAUCCAGGUAAGGCUUUGGUCUCCAAAUCUGCAGAUGAAGGAAGCCCUAACCCACCAGGAAGCUGCGAGGAGCUGGCUCCAGGACACUUCCCAUACUUCCACAGCGACUGUGCUUUUUCCAGUCCAUUCUGGAAGGAAGGCUCCUCCCUCAGCGUGUUGCCAGCUAAUGUUAGCGCGCACAGGAAGGACAAAGUGCUUGACAGGAGCGGGUGUCAUCCUAGAGACAAAGAAACGUGUCAUGAUCAGAAAAGCCUUAACCAGGGCUCUUUCAGUUACAUCUGUGAGAGGCUUGAACACCUGCAAGCUGACAGCUGUGAGGCCAUGGAAAACUCACCCAUCUCCAGCACCCACACGUGGCACAAGCUCUCCCCUGCCAUCCCACACAGCCUUUUCAGGAGCCAGAAAUCGGAUGGGUGGCCCUUCAUGCUGAGGAUUCCUGAAAAGAAGAACAUGAUGUCAUCUCGGCAGUGGGGCCCUAUUUACCUGAGUGUCCUGGCUGGAGGGGUGUUGCAGAUGUAUUACGAAAAGGGCCUGGAGAAACCUUUCAAGGAAUUCCAGCUGCAGCCACAGUGCAAGCUGUCGGAACCCAAACUGGAGAGCUACAAUGUCUCAGGAAAAAUCCACACUGUGAAGAUUGAGUGCGUGUCUUACACAGAGAAGAGGAGGUACCACCCCAAAGUAGAGGUGAUCCAUGAGCCGGAGGUGGAGCAGAUGUUAAAGCUGGGCACCACCGACUACAACGACUUCACCGAUUUCCUCGUGACGGUUGAGGAGGAGCUCAUGAAACUUCCUGCUGUUUCCAGACAAAAGAGGAAUUAUGAAGAGCAAGAAAUGACUCUGGAAAUAGUGGAUAACUUUUGGGGGAAAGUCACUAAGGCAGAAGGAAAACUCGUAGAAAGUGCGGUCAUCACACACAUUUACUGCUUGUGUUUUGUGAAUGGCGGUGCCGAGUGUUUUCUAACCCUGAACGACCUGGAACUCCAGAAGAGGGAUGAGCGUUACUUUGAGAAGGAGCAGGAGAAGAAGUGGAUCGAUAUUCUCGAGUGCCAUUUCCAUAACUGUGUCAAAGCACAGGAAUUUGAGCAAUCACGGAUUAUUAAGUUUACACCCCCGGAUGCCUGCAGGCUGGAACUGAUGCGUUUCAGGACACGCUACAAUGGGCAAGACCUUCCCUUUUCUGUGAAGGCUGCAGUGGUGGUUCAGGGGGCAUACAUUGAACUUCAGGCUUUCAUAAACAUGUCUUCAACUGCUCAGAUCUCAACACGUUUAUCCUCUGUGAAAUACUGUGAAAAUGUUAUGAUACGCUUUCCUGUUCCCACACAGUGGAUCAAAGCGCUUUGGACCAUGAACCUCCAAAGGCAGAAGUCCCUAAAAGCAAAAAUGAAUAGGAGAGCAUGCCUUGGGGCUUUGCAUGAGGUUGAAUCUGAUCCUGUAAUCCAAGUCUCGGUUGGAACAGCAAAAUACGAGAAUGCCUACAGGGCCGUGGUGUGGAAGAUUGACAGGCUUCCAGAUAAAAAUUCAAGUUUGGAUCAUCCACACAGCCUGUCUUACAAACUGGAACUGGGAUCAGACCAGGAGAUACCAUCUGACUGGUACCCAUUUGCUACUGUCCAGUUUGUUAUUCAUGAUACCUGUGCCUCGGGAACAGAAGUGAAGUCCCUGGGCAUAGAGAGUGAUCUGCAGCCCCAGAAACAUGUGGUUCAGAAAGCUUUUUACAAUUGCCAGGUUGAAAUUGAAAAGAAGUGGAUUAGGCUUGAUGGAGAAGACCCAGAUAAGGCUGGCAACUGCCUAAUGCAAUGAAAGAGAACAGGAGACACUGUCAUAGGAUAUUAGUAGGAAUCAAUUUGCAUAGGAAAUUCUAUUGUUAGAAUACGAGCAGUGACCUAGUUUAGGGUAAAUAUGGUCAUUGAAUUUUUUUUAGUGCUUAUGGGUUUGAGUCUGCAAAUCAGUAGUCAUUUGACUGGCCUGCAUUCAAGUAAACUUCCUGUCAUGGGAGUCCUGGUAUGAGUAAAGGUCUCCCUGUCAGAGAGGCAGGAUGUGAGCACUUCAUUGACUGGUUCUAAUGUGUUAUUUUCCUGUUGUGUAUCUGUGACUUGGGAAUGAUCUCAUAUUCUGUAUUGAAACCUAAUGGCUCUACUCAAAGGGUUCAUGUCACUUGGACAUAUAAUAUUUGGUAAUAAAAACUUCCAGAGUGCUUAUGAUCUGUCAGCACCUGUGUAAGGUCCAGAAGGACCAAUAACAUUUUUUAGUGCUGUUUGAAAACUGAAGUCCCUCAUGUUUUGGCCCACCUUGAUGUAUGUGAGCAGAACAAGUCCAAAUAAUAUUCUCAAUAAGAGCCUUAAGUAAGGGGUUGAAAAUUGGGUGAUUUCUUUGGGAAAAAGGGUCCUCUGCAAUAAUACUCUUUAUUCUCCUGUGGCUGCAACUGUCUCCUCCUCUGCACUUUAUAGGUUUACUUAAAGUAAUCUCUUGGGGAAAAAAAAAUAGCAGAUGUGAUUGAAGUUUCUGUGCCAGUAUUAGACAGUUCCAUUUCACUACUGUAGCAAGUGAGAUAAGGGGUGGAUUCUCAGUGAAUGUAAAUCAGUCCAGACCCAUUUCAUCUGAUGAGGCUUGGAGAAUUUACACUAGAGGAGGUUUCUCCCCACAAGCUGGAAAAAAGACUGGUUGCUGCUGUUUGCUCUGUCUCCUUUAGGAUGCAAGUUCCAGAUGUUGGUAAGGAAACUGCAGGAGUUAUGGCUUUGAGUAAAUUUCAAAACAUGCAUGGAAAGGGAGAUGUUUUCAUGCUCCUGGCUCUAAAGGCAUUUUCCAUGGGGAAAUAAUGCAGGAAUGGGCUGUCACAAGAGACAUGAAGCUGUGAUGCUUCACUGGGCAGCCUGAGCCACUAAUCACUAAUGUCAGUGUGUUAACUGUGUUUUCAACAAACAAUUGGCCUUCAGGGAAAGGUUCUAAUACUCCCCUUCAGCCAUUAUCCCCUUUGUCAUUUUCUGCAGGCUGCAAUUCCAGGUCUGAAGAAAUAUGAUAAAUUUAAAAAAUACUCUUUUUUUUUUUUCUUUUUUUUUUCCUUUUUUUUUUUUGGCCUGCAGUUUUCUUAAAAUUAGCCUUACUUCAAACUAAAAUUAGUAGAGAACAAAAAUAUAGUAAUGCACUGCCUCACUUUAUAUUUUAUACAGCUUGUAACUGUUUAUAUGAACACUGUGUAAAAAUACAGAUAAAUGGUGUUCCUCAGCAGUAGAAAUAUGUGGGAUAUACACCAAGAAAAUUACCAGUCUGAGGAAACAGAAGACCAUAAUAUGAACCUAGUUCAUCACAAUAAACUUUUCCCCCCCAUCCAGAAGCUGAGAAUGAAAUGGGUAAUAGAUUCCAUAGUAAGUCCUGAGGGCAGGUUUUUUAUGGGUAUUGCAUUGCCAAAGCCCCAAGUAGACUAUUAUGGUAUUUGGGCUUCUCUAUAUAUCCCUUUUUAUUAGCAGAUUAUAUUGUUCUAAAUCUAAGAAAGCAUUGGACUAUAGUAGUGAUCCAAAUAUGUCUCAGCUGUUGCAUCUUCCAUCUGUGUUUUGACUUGAGAAGCCAUUAGCACCUUCAAGUCAUAUUUGGUGUGUUUCAUUAAUAUUUCAUUUUGGUUUAUAUUCUGCUCAGCUGAACUAAGUGGCACAGUGUUGCCACCUGGGCAAAGUGUUUAUACUUGGCAACUUGGUAAGCUCUGCAGUUUGCUGAAGUCUCACAUGGUUGUACUACAGCUAAAAUAUUUAUUAACCUCUUUGCUCAGUGAGGUAGAGGAAGCAAAAUAUGCAUUGCAAUUACCUGCAGUUAUCUUUGUCUGAGGCUGGCUUGUUCUGAUGGGCAGUGAACAGCUAAUUCAGUAAACCUACUAACAGUGAUUUCUCUCCGAAGUCUGUGUCGUCCAGCUGGCCCCUCUUUUUCUAUUUUUAAGAAAGAGGAACCUGAAUAUCUCCAUUCCACCUCUUUCAUCUUAGGAUCUCCAUUCACAGCACUCACCUCCUGGGCACUGGGUACCUGGUGGUGUUACAGUCCUGCAGAAGCUGUGGCUGCUUUUCUGCUCUCAGGUUUCUGCUGUGUCUCAGGGUAUGUUCAAGGAGCCUGUGUUGCGUUGGCCCUUCAAGAUACAAACUACUGUUUGCAGUGAGUAGCUUAAAUGAAGAAUGACUACCUUACAAGUCACCAUUCCUACUAGAGAGCUGUGUUAAGGUGUUACGGUGCAAAUGAUCAUUCAGACUUACUGAACUCAGUAACAUAAAAAGGUAAAGAUACAGCUUUAUAUGUGUUGCAAACCCCUGGAUUUUCAUCUGACGCUUGCAAGACUCAUGAUUAACUUUAAUCAGAAUUGAAUCAAGGUAAUAGGAAAUUAAUUCCACAGAAAUACUGCUACACUGAAAGAAAGUUAUUCUGUUUAAUACAUGACUUUCAGUUUAAACUUGACAAUUAGUGCAGCCUAAGGUUGAAUAAUUACUCUGUUCGGUCUCACACUGAUAUUUGUAUGCUUUGAUGUCAGAAUAUUUAAAAAUAGGCUGCAGUUUAAUAAAAUAAAAUUUGGGUUAUCUGACUUUUUUCCCCUCCAUCAAAUUUGAACUUCCUAUUAUAUUGCAACAUGCCCAGCCAGAAAUAACCAGGCUUCUCCUUUCUUCUGUGCUGUUUUGAGCAUAACUUACUAAACAAAUAUUAUAAACUCUAAGACUCAUUGCUAGCAUUUUACAUGAAUAUUACAGCAGCUGAUACUGAAUGGGCUCUGAAUUCUUUAGAAAUCUGGGCUACAAGUAGUCUAAUUGUAAUUUUGGGAAGGGGAAUGGAGAUGAAGAACAUUUGCUAUAAGUUGUUGUGAUGCAUAAGCUGUGUCCAGCUAGCAGGACUGGAGCUUUAGAUAACCCAUGAGGUUUUGGCAUGGUGUGAGGAGCCAGGUUUCACACGUGUCUGGUCUCUGCUUCCCACAGUGAGCGCCUGCAGUCACUGAAAUGCUUCCAAGUGUCUGGGUCACUAAAGAAACUGACAUUUCAUUAACAUUUACUUCAGGGCAAUGUUUAGGUGUUAUCUCUGUUUCCUUCACAAAGGACCAGCAGUGUUUGGGAGAUUUUAUAUUUAAAACAGAAAUCAAUGAGAACAACUAUUUUUGUAGUGUGUUUGCCUUACUUACAAAGUGUAUUUUCUAAAACUGACAAAUUUUAUCUUUGCAUUCAUCUUUCCCAUAUUAAUUGUAUUACUACAAGUAAAUGGUAGUUGAUGUAAUUUUGAAUUCAAACACCCAUUGAAGUCAGUGGAAGUCUUUUAACUGACAAAAUGGGAUCUGCAUCAAAGUCACUAAGAAUAAAAGAGAGGCAAAAAAGAAGAAGAAAGGAGUAGUGGUAAUGGUCUGUAGAUGCUUUUUUAUGUCAGUAAGAAACCUGCAAUGCCUGCUUAUUCCAACCAGAAGAAAGCACAAAGGUAGGAAAAGAGGUGUUACUGGAUGCCACAGCUGAAGCUUUGCAGUGACUGGGAGCAAUGGUUCUGUUGCUCCUGGGCAGAAACUCUCAAGAAAUGACGAUGAUGAUGCACUCCAUUGAACUUGAUACCAAGCCACUGUCAUCCUUAUGCUCCUUGCUUUGUUUUCUUCCAGAUUCUGUAUUAAUUGUCCAAAAGUAUUUUACAUCUGAACACAUGUUUUCACGUGUUACUUUUGGUUGUGUUUAUUUUACCUGGCAGACUUCUUUGCUGUGGUACUGGUGUCCAUAUUUCUAUUUUGCAUUUAUUUGUCUUUUUGUUACUUAACACAGUAACUAACUGCUGCAGUUAGUAGUUCUUAGCAAUAAUUUUGAUAACUCUGAAGCAGUGCUGUUACUCCUAAUGGAAACUAUAAUUUUAUUUGGGUCUUUUGUCAGUAUAAGUGCAAAGAGAUCAUGCUGAUAAUCUUGUAAUAACAUUUUGUAGAUUGCAUAUUGAUUAAAAAAAUAAA